AUAUUAAUUUUUUGUUUGUAUGAAACUCCACAUGGUUUGAGAUGUUUGCACGCUCGUGACUUUUGUAUUUUAUAGAGUUUACUUUUGCCUCUGUAUGAAUGACCUUUUUAAUUAUUAUUAUUGUACAGCUUGUAAAAACUUAAUCAGACUGAAAUGUCAUCAGGAGUAAUUCUCGCUGGUCUUGCUUUAGCUGCUUUGGGAUUUGCUGGAAGAUAUGUUUCACGUGCAUCAAAAGGAAUGUCUGAAAAGUUCCAACAACAUUUGAAAUCUUUGCCUAAUGCUGCGUCAUUUGCCAACAGCAAGUAUUACAAAGGGGGAUUUGAACCCAAAAUGAAUAAACGAGAAGCUGGACUUAUUCUUGGUGUUAGCCCAUCAGCUAGCCAAGCCAAAAUCCGUGAAGCACAUAGGCGAAUAAUGUUGUUAAACCAUCCUGAUAGAGGUGGCUCUCCAUACCUUGCAUCAAAGAUAAAUGAAGCAAAAGAUCUUCUGGACUCUGGAAAAGGAAAGAAAUGAUAGAUAGGACUAUAUUUAAAUUAACUAGAUUUUAAUAGUAGUGUACAUAGUAUUCAGUUUCAUCAAUAUCUGUUAAUAAUUAGUAAUAAAAUAUUACAAGCUCUUUA
Limulus polyphemus (Atlantic horseshoe crab) is the source of this 620-nucleotide messenger RNA. RefSeq names its product mitochondrial import inner membrane translocase subunit TIM14-like. Gene Ontology annotation, biological process: protein import into mitochondrial matrix. NCBI's taxonomy places the organism in Eukaryota, Metazoa, Arthropoda, Merostomata, Xiphosura, Limulidae. Gene Ontology annotation, cellular component: PAM complex, Tim23 associated import motor. Gene Ontology annotation, molecular function: ATPase activator activity. The coding region runs from base 154 to 513 and encodes 119 amino acids. The transcript has 6 exons. The record is from RefSeq and is a predicted model, not a curated record.